This is a messenger RNA of Mya arenaria, 6042 nucleotides long. RefSeq names its product desmoplakin-like. The record is from RefSeq and is a predicted model, not a curated record. The transcript has 40 exons. NCBI's taxonomy places the organism in Eukaryota, Metazoa, Mollusca, Bivalvia, Myida, Myidae. The coding region runs from base 425 to 3043 and encodes 872 amino acids.
UCGAGAAAAGUGUCAUUGAUACAAACAGUGAUUACUUUUAUUUGUUUAUUAAAAUACAUAUUUAGUUCAAACACUUGCUUUGUUUUUUGUUAAACCUUUUAAAACUAAUGAACUUUAACCUACGGAAGAGGACGGAUCUAUUAUCACGUGAUUUCACGUCACGCACGCAUACAUACUAAUGGCCUCGCAUUUAAACAGACACUUCUUUCGAAAGGCGGCCAUUGAGCGACAGACUCUCAGUGCGUUUAGCAUAAUUUGUAAUAUUGGAUUUGUAGUGUGAUUUAUUCAAACAGAACUAAAGUUCGUUUACGACUGAUUGGCUCUGCUCGUGAACAAGUUGCGUUAGAUACGAACGUGUUUAACGAUUAAGUGGCUCUGUUCGUGAACAAGUUGCAGCAGGACAGGUCAAACUUUGUGACUCAAAAUGGCCAGUGUUGAGGAAACGACGACGGAAAUAUAUGCACGGUAUGCACGGAUUAAAGAAACGGGUCAAGCGAGAACAGAAGCGCUAGACCGGAUUAAAGAAACGGUUCAAGCGAGAACAGAAGCGCUAAACCGGAGUACAGAAGCGCUAAACCGGAGUACAGAAGCGCUAAACCGGAAAAGCGAAGAGCUACGACGGAAAAGCGAAGAGCUACGACGGAAAAGCGAAGAGCUAAUACGGAAAAGCGAAGAGCUACGACGAAAAAGCAAAGAGCUACCACGGGAUGCAGUUGACCUGCAACGAUUAAAAGAAGUUGUUCUGAGGGAUGCAGAUGACCUAAAACGAUUUGAAGAAGUUGUUCUGAGGGAUGCAGAUGACCUAAAACGGGAUGCAGAUGACCUAAAACGGGCUUUGGGCAUUCCAAUUGCACGGCAGGAAGAUCAGAUUAAAAAGCUGGUGGAUGAGAACUUGAGAUACAUGGUAUUUCGUCAGGUACAGGAAAUUACAAUAAGACAGCUUAAGCAGGAAAAUGAAAGAACCGAAGGAGUAGUCAAACGCCUACAGGAAAAACAGUCACAAAGUGAAGAAGAAGUCAAACGCCUCAAGGAAAAUCAGUCACAACAAAAAAAUACAAUAAGACAGCUUGAAGAGGAGAACGAAAGACAGGAAGUUGCAAUUAAACAGCUCGAACAUGGAAAAGGGAGGGCUGAAGAAGAAGUCAAACUCCUCACCGACAAACAAUCAGAAGCUACAGAAGAAGGUGAACGUCACAAGGAAAAACUGUUGCAGUUUAUAUUUCAAGCACAGGAAAUUACAAUCAGACAGCUCGUACAGGAGAAAGAAAGAACUGAAGAAGAAGUCAAACGCCUCAAGGAAAAUCAGUCACAACACACCAUUACAAUAAGACAGCUUGAAGAGAAAAACGAAAGACAAAACAUUACAAUAACACAGCUUGAAGAGAAGUACGAAAGACAGGAAUAUGCAAUUAAACAGUUCGAACAAGAAAAAGGGAGGAAAGGAACUAAUGUUCAGAUUCCUCCAGAAGAAGUAGAUGCGAUGCGCAUACCUGAACAGACUGAACGCUCAGGGAAAGGGAUUAUUGGGCAAGAGCCUGAGUGGAAUGUUGCGAUAGACACGGAAAACAUUGCGGGGAUAAAAAAGCUGGUUAAUGAUAAGAAGCCACCGCCUACAUAUAACACGUUUCGACGUGCGGUUCACAUCUUGCACGAUCGAACAGUACUUAUUAGUCUAUGUCGCUUGGUUUCGGAAGACAUCUUGACAUUAUUCGAUCGUACGAAAAUCAUAAAGGUGUAUGCAGCAACUACUGACAACAAGCUCGAUAUUACAUUCAUUGUAGUAUCACGUUGUUCAGUUCCAGUGCCAGCGUAUAACGGUUAUCCAGUGCUUGUGAAAAACAUAAGCAAUGCUGUUUUAGAAGACAAAGCGGUUGAUGACGCAGUAUUCCAAAUGAGCACGUCGGACAAAGAAAAACUUAGAAAGGUGAAACAAGAACUAAAAUCGAACUUGCCUACGCUUAGGUCAGCAAUAAAAGACGUGUCAGGUGAAUAUUCGGGGUGUCCAAAUAUUUCUCAAAUGACAUUCAGUACAGUCAAAGCCAGAAACUUUUCAUACAAAGAUAAAACAGUUUAUACUGUUGACUGCGAGCCGGCCUUAUGCAUUGUGAUUUAUGUAUACUUCAAGGGAUGGAUUCCUUUUGGAUGGGAAAGUUUCCCGGAUACAAUGGGAGGGUACCCGACUGAUGUUAGAGAGUUCUAUGAACUGAAGGUACAGGUGAUGACCGACCUCCAAUGCAGAACCUUUCCAUGCUAUGUUUACGAAAUUAAGGAAAUAACGACACAAGGCCUACUGAGACGACAAAGCGAUAUGUCUGAGUAUGGUCUUACAUGUGCUCAUUCGUUAGUAGCUUUGGAAAAAUACGGAUACAAAAGCAGUCUGUCUCUGGACGAAGACGAAGAUUAUGUUGCUUUAGACAAAGAAGAUUUGAAACAAAUGAUUCCGGAUAUAAAUGUUAGAGUUGAACGUUUAGCACAUGGAACUUUGAAGAAACCCGACGAAAACAUAGAGGCCUUUGUUGAUGUUGCAGCUGUGCUCAUUAACCCGCAAUCCGACCAUCUUACUGUGGGGUUAAGCAGGCUGAUACACAAAGCUUUCAAACACCGACAUGCACCACAGUUCCAUUACAGCGAAGCAGACGCUGUCGUUCAUGAAGGCGAUAUAGUGCUUAAAUUUGGAAACACAACCGAGCUUACAUUUGGUACGAUUAAAGAACAAGAAACCUUUUGUACCCGUACACCAGGCUUCAUACAUGUCUUAGGGGCAUACGACGAUGAAACAAAGACAACAAGAAAACCCUUCUCUGACAAUGGGGAUUCCGGUGCAUUGGUCUUUAAGGUAAAUCGAAGACUUUUAACAGAUGCUGUUCUUUCUACCAUGCCUUUAGACAUGAACACAGAAACCGAGUCCGAACAACUGAUUCCUAUCGGAAUGGUAUACGGCUCUCCAGUGGGGGAUGAAACUGUGACCUACUGCACGCAAAUGACACCAUGCCUUAAAGCUUUAGGCAAUGAAUACACAUUUCUUGAAAAUCAAGAAAUCUGACAAAAUAUUGAUUACGCGCGCGCGCGCGUGUGUGUGUGUUUGUGUGCGUUGUUUUUAUUUGUUUGCAUAUGAACAUUUGCAUAUUGUUACAAUUCUGAUCACAAUCAUACGAUAGAGAUUUCGACGAAUGUAAUCCAAAAACUAAGAGUAAACUAUACGACAACGUAUCAGGGAACAUAUCAAAAGGUAUAAUAUCAUGUAGAUUAUAAGAAAUAUGCUUUGAAAAUGAAGUACCUUUAUUCUUGUUAAUUACAUUAGCACCCGCGAUUUUUAUAGUUUAUCAUUAUAGUAAUUUCAAAUGCAGAUUAUUAUUUUUUAUUAUUUUUGCUAUAGCAUCAUUUGUAUAGUUAGUUCACACCAAAUUGAUUUUGUAACCUUUCGAAUUAACCUCAUCGAUUGAUUUCCACUUUAAAACAUCAUCAGGAUAGGGUGUAAGAUUAUGCUAUCGCAAAUAUUCGCAUAGAUACCACAAACAAACUAUGUAGAUGGAAUGUCCAUUUGGUAUAAGACAUUUUAGUCUUUUUGGAAAGGUUUAUUCGAAUGCCAGGUUACAUGAAAUCAUAAAUGGUAAAAUAACCUUUCGUGUUUUUUGUUGUUUUUUUUACCGCUCACUCCAGUUUGCUUUCACUUGUUUGUCCCAUUUUUUAACAGAAAAAUAUCCGAUGACAAAUUCGGUGUGACCUAAUAUGUAUGCAUUUAAAGUAAUAUCUUUUAAAAUGCACAGCUGAUGAAAGAACAUUAAUGUAUAUUAUUCAGACGCCGUGAUAUGUGUAACAGCAUACUAGUCCUGCAACCCUUAUGUGAAAAUAUUAAGUGUAAUUUAAUUUAGCCUUGGUUUAAACAACAUUUAUUUCAUAUAAGAACUUUCAGAAAAGACAUAAUGGUUAAAAUUUAGGAAACUUAGAGAGCUAACAUUUAUACCUCUCCCCUCAAUCCCCUUUUUACAGUAAAUGGGUAUCGUCAAUAUGAACACUAUUUUACUUCAUUUUACUAUCUGAAUUCCCUAGGAAAUUGCAAUCUUCAAUUUAUAACUUUUCCUUUUAAUUUGACUAUAAAAAGCAUUCUUCUUUCUGGGUCUACUGGUUGGAAAAAAUGUAGCACAAUAUUUGGCGCUAAUUAAACCCAACCUAGUUUCAAAACGAUAUUUGUAUUGCAAAAUAUUUGAACUCAUACGUUGUAUUCGUUUCGAUCAGUCAUUUGAUAAUGAAAGACACAAUCAGUUCAAAUACUUGCUUUUGAUACCUUUUAAAUCUAAUGAACUUUAAAACUACGAAUGAGGUGAAUGCUAUCAUAUUUAAAUUUGUCAAUUAAAUUAGUUUGUGCUUCUCAAAUGUACUUAACGGCAGCUUUUAUACAUUUUGCGUAUUUAACAAACAUAAAUAAGUUUGUUACCGUACAUAACAUUUUUUGUAAGUGUGGAUGCCAAAAGUUCCUUAUUUUCACAUUUAACGCUAAAUAUUCAUUUUAGAGCAUCCUGACCAUUAACGACAAUGCUAAAUAUUCCUUUCUUACCAAUGUAUCGUCAAUUCUCCAAAACAGAUUGCCAAAUCGAUCUUCAUUCAGAUAUUUCGACUUGAUAUACAACAAUUUUUCGCUAUGAUAUGUUGAGUUUUCCUUGCUUAAAACAUUGGAUUGGACAGUUUGCUUCCUUCGAAACACUGAAAUUGCAUAGCUCCAUUGCUGGCCUCUUAAAUUAUAAAUGAUAAUACAAACAAAUCGCAUUCUAUCACAGGUUGUUUUUUAGAAAAUAUAUGAUAACUAUGAUAUCAAUUUACUGUGUCUAUAUACGUAUGUCAUUACGUUUUUGAAGUGAGCAGUUGUGAAAAGAACAUAAAACACAGACAAUUUAAAAUAUUUAAUCAGACAUAUUUUUUCUGUAAUACAUUUUAGUUUUUCCACAAUUAUUAUUAAUGUUAUUUCUAUUUGUCAUAUUUAUUCCCAUAUAUUAUGUCCAUUGAAGCCGACGGGCUAAUUACAACCAAGCUUUAUUUGUUUGAAUCUUCAUGCAUUUUCACCGAUUAUAUAAUUGUAUAUAUUGUUAAAUUUAGUUACAUAACUUUGUUGACAAUAUGUUUCAAAAAAAUAUAAUAUUAAUAAAAAUGUACCAAAUAUGCAACUAACAUGAAUGUGUUUUGCAGUUAUUAUGUUAUGAAUUAUAAAUUAUAAUUGCUUUUGAUGCUGUAUGCAAAUUACUAUGCAAUGACGUAUAUUGCAUUUUGAUUGUGUUUGCAAGUUACCAUGUGAUAAUUUGCAUGUAUAUUUGAAUAUUUACAUUCGUGUAGCUUAAAUCGGACAUGUAUUUUGUAUAAUACGCAAGUUAUUAUGACGCCAUUGUUUAUUUCAAAAUUGAACUCCAAGUGGAUAAGCCCGACGCCAUUUAACCAAUGAUAUACGACGUGACAAAAUCAGCUAUUAUUUUAUACAAACGUAUCUUGUUUGCUAAAUAUCUUUAAAAACACAUGUUCACUUGCAGAUUAUACUGCUAAUGAAUAUAAUCACACUGCAUAUUUCUUUUAAAAUGUAAUUAUAAGUAUUAAUCGUAUUUUGUUCUUGCUUUUAUGCUGUAUGUACGUAGUAGGGCAAGCGAACAAAUGACCAAGAAGCGCUAGCUGGCAGCAUGGAAUUUGAUCGCCUGCCGUACUGCGUUCAUAAAUUGCGUUAAAUAUGUUUUCACGUUUUUAUCUGAUUAAUUAUAUUUGGUUUUGGUUUUGUUUGUAGUUUUUUGUAGGGAUUAGUUUUGCUUUUGAUUAAAUUUACAAAUUGAUAAGUAAGGAAUUAUACUUGUUACUGUGUUUACAUUGUUUAUGUGGUGCAUUAUAAUUGCUUUUUGAUACAAUGUUUUCAGGUUAUAAGUUAUUAUCUAUUUUGGUUAAGUUAACAAUUUAAUACGUGAUGAAAUAUGUUUCUAGCUAUGUUUACAGCUUUGUAUGUGAUGAAUUAUACUUGAUUUCUAUAUUAUACCUUUUUCAAAUGUGAUGAGUUCAUUAUGUAAAUAAACA